CAGUAUCGCUUGGUUAGCAGGACACUAGAUGGCGCGCGCUCGCUUCUUUCCCGCUCGCAAGCACUGAGGUGAAUCUGAGGAAAACGGAUUAUAGUUUUUAUUCUCUAAAUUUUCAAUGUUUCCUGUCAGAAUUUCGGCUGUAUCUGAAAAAUGAGAAUAGGUCGUUUCGUGUCUAAUCUUCUUGUGGUAAAUAAGUUAUUGAGCGAAGGAAAAUAAUAUGAAGUGUAUCAUUGAAGGGAAUGGCAUUAAAGUAUUUGGAAAAGCAGUUCAUGCUCUGUCAAAAAUUGGUGAAGAAAUAUGGUUGGAUCCACUGGAGGAAGGGUUGGCUGUAAGGACAGUCAACUCAUCUCAAUCGGCUUAUGCCUGUUUCUACUUCACUCCUCUGUUCUUCCAGAAGUAUAUUCCAGAUCCAGACACCCAGAAAGACGGUGAUGCUGUAAAAUGUAAACUAAACAUAAAGUGCGUUCUUCCCCUGUUCCGCUGCGUUGGGUGGAGAGAGCGAAGUAUGGAUAGAUGUGAGAUAACCAUCAACAUCCCAGACUGCAGGGUGAUAUUUCAGUUUCACUGCAGACACGGAAUAACUAAGACUCAUAAUUUGGGAUAUCAGGAAUGUGAAGCUUUGCAGGCUGUGUUCCCAGCUCACCUCUGUCCAAAUGUCCUGAAGGCCCAGUCCAAACUUUUAGGCGACAUUGUGGUGCAUUUCCCGACUUCACAAGAAGAGGUCACCCUUUCCAUUUCCUCUUACAAAGUAGCAUUGAAGACCUUUUAUGAGGAAGAAAAUGGUUGUAUUAAAGGCAUGAACACAGAGCUGAUGCUGCACCCAGACGAGUUCGACUAUUUUCAGGUUGGAGAGGAUUCAGCCGUGACCUUUUGCCUAAAAGAACUGAGGGGGCUGCUGUCCUUUGCUGAGUCUUAUGGUCUACCAAUAUCUUGUCAGUUUGGUAUUCCUGGACAGCCUGUAUCCUUCACUGUAAAAGACAUGACGCUGGAGGCCCAUGUUGUGCUGUCCACCUUAACGGAUCCAAACUACGAAAGUCCAUCUCAACCUGCACCUGGGGAUGACUGUCCAGUUACACUCCCAAAGACCUCCACAGCUGAAGUCUCCACAAGUGAAGACCCCAUGGAGGCAGAGAUGUGCAUCGCUGAAGUCUACACAAGUGAAGGCCCCAUGGAAGCAGAAGUGAGCAUUGCUGAUGGAGAACGUGUGGCCUCCAGCCAGGGCAGUGAAGUGUUCAAUCCAGCCCUUCAUAUGAAGAAGAUGAUUCAGCUUCAUGCAUCUGGAGAGAUCCUGCCAAGACCCAUGUUUGUGCCUGAAUCGGCCUUGACUACACCAAUAACACCAGCUACAUUUAAGAUGCGCUCCCUGCUCUUCGGGGCUGUACUGAGUGACGGAGGGGACGGUAACACUGCAGAUUUGCCCAGCCUGGUUUGUGGCAGUGACACAGAGGAGGACGGAGGAUCAGAGGAGAGACAGGUAGCACCUUCAGAUAAUCUGAAGCAGAGAAUGCAUGGACGUUACUGCAGGAUGUAGCCUACAUAAACUCAGUCUAUUACAAAGACAAAACAGCAUAUGGAUUGAUUCAAAGUUUAAUAUUAAUUUGGAAGAGCUACAGCAGUGAAGGCCUUUUAAUCCUCAUUAGUACACAACUUUUAUUAUUUUAUUAAUGUGGUUAAAACUAAAGUUGUAUGUUUCUGUUCUGACAUGAACAUCUUUGUAAUGUUUUAUACAUACUGUGUGUGUUCAAACUGUUCUUGGAGAGAUAAAAAGAAAAUGGUGUGACAACAGUAAAGUUUGAGAGAAGCAGAGAGGC
Molecule: messenger RNA, 1811 nt
Organism: Pimephales promelas (fathead minnow)
Lineage: Eukaryota; Metazoa; Chordata; Actinopteri; Cypriniformes; Leuciscidae
Gene: rad9b
Product: RAD9 checkpoint clamp component B
Biological process (GO): cellular response to ionizing radiation; DNA repair; DNA replication checkpoint signaling
Cellular component (GO): checkpoint clamp complex
Source: RefSeq, a predicted model, not a curated record